AUGGGCAAAAAACAAGAAGCUGCCAAUGUCGCAGUGGACAUAGAAAAAGGGUCGAUUGAAUCAACUUCAGUUUCGUUAGCAGAAGAAGCAAAUAAUGGAUUUCAUUCAGGCGGUUUAGAUGUCGAGACAUAUGGACAAACACAAAGAAAAAUAACUCCCCGUCAUAUGAGUUUGAUGAUCAUUGGUCAAUCCAUUGGCAGUGGACUUUUCGUUGGUGUGAGGUCGCCUUUGAAUACAAGCGGUUCAUUGUCCUUUUUCUUGGCAUUUAGUGUAUGGGCAAUAUUGGUGAUUUACCCAUUGAUGCAAUGCGUUGGUGUGAUGUGUACCUAUUUGCCCAUCAAGGGUUCCUUCAUUCAUUUCAGUGCCAGGUAUGUUGAUCCAGCGUUGGGCUUUGCUGCUAGUAUUAUAUACAUAUAUACGGCAAUGAUGUUUGUUUGUCUUGAAGCGACAGCAGUGGCUCAAGUUAUAAGCUAUUGGACUGACGUGAAUGCAGGAGUAUGGAUAACCAUUGCCAUAGUUGCUUAUGUAUGCAUUGGGUUAGUGGGAGCUAAUGUUUAUGGCGAAAUUGAGUUUUUUGCAUCAUUAUUGAAAGUGUUUUUGAUUUUAGGAUUGAUGCUCUUUUCACUUGUUUCUAUGUGUGGGGGUAAUCCACAUCACGAUGCGUAUGGAUUCCAGCAUUGGCGAGAAGGUGGGUUGUUUAGAUCUUAUUUGGUUAGUGGUGGUACAGGUAAGUUUCUAGGAUGGUGGAAUGCAUUAUUGUGGGCUGCUUUUGCUGCUGGGGGACCAGAUACUUUGGCAUUGAUAUCUGGUGAAGUAAAACAACCAAGAAAAACCAUAAGCUCAGCAGCCAGAAGAACUUAUAUUCGAAUUUACUUGUUUUAUAUCGGAGGCAUUUUCUUUUUGAAUUGUUUAAUUUCAUCAGUUAAUCCAAAGCUUGUUAAACUGUUGACCACAGGAGCACAAUCCUCAGCUGGAUCACCUUGGGUUAUUGGUAUUGAACAAGUUGGGGUUAAGGGGUUAGCAUCAUUAAUUAAUGCUGCCAUCCUUAGUUCAGCUUUCUCUUGUGGCAAUGCCUUCUUCUACUGUUCUACAAGAUCAAUUUACAGUGCUGCAUUGGCUGGUUACCUCCCCAAAGUUUUUGUUAAGUGUUUAAAAAAUGGAUCACCAGUCUAUUGUGUUGGUUUAACUUUUGUCGUGUCAUUGUUGGCAUAUUUGAAUGUGAGUGAAGCUGCAACUAAUGUGUUUAAUUGGUUUGUUAACUUAGCAACCACUGGAUUAUUGUUGGCAUAUAUAUGCAUGUGGUGGUCAUAUUUCCAAUUUCGCAAAGCAUGGGAGUAUCAGAACAGUAGCAAAAUGAAAAAACCUCAAUACCCGUACUAUUUGUUUGCUCAGUGGUUGCAUCCAAUAAUAACUUAUUCCGGGUUUGCAUUAACAAUCUUGGUACUAUUUUUUAACGGAUUUUGGAUCUUUUUCCCACACCAGUUUUCAGUGGCUAACUUAUUUACCAGUUAUUUUGCGCCCGUGUUUUUCAUUUGCUUAUUCGUGUUUUGGAAAUUGUUUAAAAAGACUAAAUUUGUAUCUAAAGAAACGGCGGAUAUAACAACAGGCAAACAGGAGAUUGAUGAAGAAGAAGAAGUGGAAGAAUUGGAGUAUCAAGGAAAACAAGCUCAAUAUGAAAAAGCAGCAGGGUAUAAAAGAACGUGGCGAAAGAUAUGUAACUUUUGUUUUACUUGA
Molecule: messenger RNA, 1734 nt
Organism: Lodderomyces margitis
Lineage: Eukaryota; Fungi; Ascomycota; Pichiomycetes; Serinales; Debaryomycetaceae
Exons: 1
Coding region: 1-1734 (577 amino acids)
Biological process (GO): amino acid transmembrane transport
Cellular component (GO): membrane
Molecular function (GO): amino acid transmembrane transporter activity
Source: RefSeq, a predicted model, not a curated record